Camelina sativa (false flax) is the source of this 1480-nucleotide messenger RNA. Its product is annotated as ubiquitin fusion degradation protein 1 C. NCBI's taxonomy places the organism in Eukaryota, Viridiplantae, Streptophyta, Magnoliopsida, Brassicales, Brassicaceae. Gene Ontology annotation, molecular function: polyubiquitin modification-dependent protein binding. Gene Ontology annotation, biological process: ERAD pathway; ubiquitin-dependent protein catabolic process. Gene Ontology annotation, cellular component: VCP-NPL4-UFD1 AAA ATPase complex. The record is from RefSeq and is a predicted model, not a curated record.
UAUAAAAGUGUGUGUGUGUAUCCUUCUCUCCUUCUUUCUUUCUUCUUCUCUGCAAAUCAAAACAAACUUUAUUCAGUUUCCGAUCUGCUCUCCAUUGACUAGAGAAGCAGAAGCUUUAUACGAUCUUCAAGCUUCACUAGCCUUUUAAAUCGGAUCGUAGAGAGAGUAGAUAUGAAUGGUGGAGAUGCUUCUAGCUUCCAGCAGUGUUACCGUUGUUACCCAGUCACAUUCAUUGAAAAGGCACAUCUUGAGAAGGGUGACAAAAUUAUCAUGCCUCCUUCUGCUCUUGAUCGUCUUGCUUCUUUGCAUAUUGAAUACCCAAUGCUGUUUCAACUGAGUAAUGUUUCUCUUGAUAAAACUUCACAUUGCGGUGUACUGGAAUUCACCGCAGACGAAGGCCUUGUUUACUUGCCGUAUUGGAUGAUGUUAAACAUGUCUCUUCAAGAGGGAGAUAUUUUGCAAGUUAAGAGUAUCAGCUUGGUCAAAGGAACUUACAUUAAGCUACAGCCUCAUACUCAAGAUUUCUUGGAUAUUUCCAACCCAAAAGCCAUCUUGGAGACUACGCUUAGGAGCUACUCUUGCUUAACCACCGGUGAUACUAUUAUGGUUCCUUAUAACGACAAGCAAUAUUUUAUCAAUGUGAUUGCAGCAAAGCCUUCUUCAGCUGUGAGUAUUAUCGAAACAGAUUGUGAGGUUGAUUUUGCACCUCCUCUUGAUUACAAAGAACCUGAGAAGCUACAAAAGUUGACUCCCUCAAAUAAGCGAACUCGUGAAGUUGAGGAAGAGGAACCAACAAGCAAAGUUCCCAAAUUCACGCCGUUCACUGGAUCAGGAAAACGUUUAGAUGGAAAAGCAAAGCCACAAACUGAAUCAGAAGAUACAAAACAACAAGAAAAGCCAACUGAGACUGGGAAAGACGAUGAGAAGAUGUCAGUUACCACACCACGGCAACGAUCAGGGAAACUUGUCUUUGGUUCAAACAGCAAACCAGCUGCAAAAGAAACUGUGAAAGUUGAUCCAAAGAACAUCGAGCAAGAGAGUACAACAAAAUCAGAUGAAGCUAAGUUUCAAGUGUUCACAGGAAAAAAAUACUCACUCAAGGGUUAAAACAGGGUUGUUUGAUCAUGUCUCUACGGUUCUGCUGAUGAUAUUUAUCUGUUUAAGCAUUCAUACAUCGUCACACCAAUUUCUGGGAAUAGCUUGGAUUGGAACGCUACAAAGACCCUCAGGAUAACAUAGAUUUCUCUCUGAAAGCUUAAAAGGUUAUUGAUAUGUUUCUUUCUAAUAUGUUUUGAGACAGAAGAAAAUGAACAAAUUUCAGCAAAUUUGACCAGGGAUUAUAGUUUUCUUCUGAAUACAAAGCUUUCUCUCAUUCAUCGACCGAGUAGAGAGAGAGCUUGGCAUGUUUUGAAAAAAACAUCAAAUGUAUUGGAAGAUGUAACAAUAUCAUCAGCCAAUUUCAAUUAUUACAAAACACAAA